UUUUCAGCCCCUAUAAGUAGCGGAGGUGUGCUUCCCUAAACAUUUUACACAGGAGCUCCAGUAACGACCUAGCUUUCCUUCUCCGUGAGGGUUGAUUUUAUCAAGGAUUUCAAGGAAAUAAUUCGUGAAAAUGUCAGCUGGAGAUGAAGCUUCAAAUGUUCCAGCUGAGGCCUCUGGUCCCGCUCUUGGCGAACCAAUGGACAUUAUGACUGCUCUUCAACUCGUGUUGAAGAAGUCACUCGUUCAUGAUGGCAUUGCCCGUGGCCUCCAUGAGGCUGCCAAAGUCAUUGAGAAGCAUGCUGCUCAGCUCUGUGUUCUUGCUGAGGAUUGUGACCAACCUGACUAUGUGAAGCUGGUCAGAGCCAUUUGUGCUGAUAACAAUGUUAGCUUGAUCACUGUGCCAAGUGCUAAGACACUUGGAGAGUGGGUUGGGUUGUGCAAGAUCGACUCCGAAGGAAAAGCUAGGAAAGUGGUCGGUUGCUCCUGUGUUGUUAUAAAGGAUUAUGGUGAAGAAUCCGAGGGUCUUCAUAUUGUGCAGGAGUAUGUGAAGUCCCACUAAGUUCCCAUGUUGAGAGGUUUUCAUUUGGAGGGUUCAGAGGGCUCUCAUUUGGAUGGUUUUUCCUCCCUUUCUCCAAGGGAUGCGUGGGUGAGGUAGUAGAGUUAUUUUUUUGUUUUAUCGGUUUUGGGUAUCCUUGUUUAGAAAACUUUAAAACACAAAUUUGUUAGCAAAAUGAAGUGGGCUCUGAGCUUUUUAUGGACUGUAAAUGCAAUUUGAAUGUGGGAUCCUUAAUGGAAUUCUGAAUUUUGGGGUUGAAUGAUGAUGCUUGCGAAGUAUACUUGCAGAA
This is a messenger RNA of Amborella trichopoda, 845 nucleotides long. Its product is annotated as small ribosomal subunit protein eS12. Gene Ontology annotation, cellular component: ribosome. Gene Ontology annotation, molecular function: structural constituent of ribosome. Gene Ontology annotation, biological process: translation. The record is from RefSeq and is a predicted model, not a curated record. NCBI's taxonomy places the organism in Eukaryota, Viridiplantae, Streptophyta, Magnoliopsida, Amborellales, Amborellaceae.